UUUUAAACGUUUUUGUGGUCGUUAUUGUUUUUAUAGUUAUGGAGAGAAUGUAAGGUGGAGGUCGGCGCUGUGAGCAGGAUGUAAUGCGAUCAGGAGGAAAAGGCUGCCUGCAGGCGGGCAGUGUGGCGGGCGGCCUGCGCGCGCUUCCUCGUUUAGCGCCUUUCCGCCAGGCUUUGGCGCGUGACUUCAACGGCUUCAUCUUAUAGACUGCAAUGUGAGAAGUCUGUACAGCGUCGAAAAACAGCGCUUCACACACGCGCACACGCACGGAGGCGCAACACCAGUGGGUUUUCUGCGUGCAAUUACAAAAAUAGUGACAGCACAAAAAAAGACCAGGAAAAAUCCAUUGUUAACUGUGACAGUGCUUAUUUGUCUCCUUUGCUUUUUAUUAACAUCUCGUAGAUCUUAAUAUCGCUAUCAGUUUGUGCGUCAUGUUAAAAUCACGUGCCAUCACUCUGCUUCUUCAAUUCCUCCACGAGCAGUAAAAAUAAUUACACAUGAACUGAUUAAAACUUAUUGAUGGUCAGAUUAAUGUAUUCUGACACAAGUGUCCAGGGCUCUUUUGUGUUUUUGUGCCCGUGUUCUGGUAAAGACACUCCCCUCGGUGUAUUUUGUCCACACUGCGAUACGCGACACCCGCGACCCGGUGAGCCAAUCAGAGCGCGAGCGCUUUUAAAGGGCCGUUAAGAGCGCACGCGACCGUUUUAAAGUCUGCCUCAGGUUCCUGCAUUGUUGGACCAUGACACUUUUGGACGUGCUAGCCCCCAGCUGGAUCUAAUUUCUUUCGGAGAAGAAUGGAGUGACUGAGUUUCAAGCCUCACCACUCCGGCUUUGCUGCUUCUCUCCCUCAGAGUGCAUGCACUUGUUGCGCUUCCUCCGCCUCCAUCUAACGGACUAUAGCGCUCCUUUAUCCAUCUAUCCAUCCAUCCAUCCAGGCAAGGUGCUCUUCAACAAGUUCACCUUUUUUUGAGUGCCGAGGGCUCCUGAUCUGCAAUCCGAGACGUGUUUAAAGGAAAGGCGAUCGUGUACCGGUCACGAUGCCCGUGUUGACGAGUCCAGAGAUCGCGAAGAAGUUCAAGGAGAAAUGGAUGCUGUUGCAUCCGGAGGAUGAGGAGGACGCGGGCGGCGCUGUGAGCUUUGACGACAGUCUGACGAGCCUGCACUGGCUACAGAACUUCUCCAUUGUAAGCGCGGCUCCGGACCGAGCGCCCGGGUUCGGCUGGCGACCGCAGCAGCUCCUGCACCCGCCGAGUGGCACCGAGUCUCCCUCCAGCCCUCCUGCGGGCGACACGGCUGCCUCGGGCACCGCGCACACUCCCGGUAAUCCCGCCGCCUCCUGCAGCAAGCUGGCCGGAGCGAGCGCCUACACCACGAUGUUUGGGCACAACGUAGCUCAGGUGCACGAGGAGGUCGAUUAUAAAAGCAACCCGCAUGUUAAACCUCCAUACUCAUACGCCACGCUCAUCUGUAUGGCCAUGCAAGCCAGCAAGAAGACCAAAAUCACCCUGUCCGCCAUCUACAGCUGGAUCACCGAGAACUUCUGCUACUACAGACAUGCCGAGCCUAGCUGGCAGAAUUCAAUUCGCCACAACCUGUCCCUGAACAAGUGUUUUAUGAAGGUCCCCAGGCAGAAGGACGAACCAGGAAAGGGAGGCUUUUGGCAAAUUGAUCCCCAAUAUGCAGACAUGUUUGUAAAUGGUGUCUUCAAACGAAGACGAAUGCCAGCCACAAAUUUCAGCACCCAGAGACAAAACAGAAUUCAUCAGAACUCUUGCUCCCCUUACAGUCCUCAGCGCAACCCACAAACGAGAAUGGAUCACUACCAAGAACCUGUAGCAGGAAGCAAACGCAAACAGGCCUGUCCCAAACGAGGGGGCAAGCUAGGGAGAAUGACCCAGUCUCCUCUAUUGGCAAGCGAGAUCAAGACAUCAGAUGUGCUCCGGGGAGAUUUUGACCUGGCCUCAGUGUUUGAUGAUGUCCUCAGUGGAAAUGGCAGCACGUUUGAGGACCUGGACAUCAACACCGCUCUGAAUUCCCUUAGCUGUGAGAUGGAGUUGUCCUCUCAGAACCAGCAUGUGUCUACUGUACCCAAAUGGUACGGCAAUGAGGACGAGCAAGCUUGUGCUUACUUGGAAAUGAGCAGCAUGAUGGGAUGUAGCAUGGAAGACAUUCAGCGCCAGCAACAGCAACAGCAGAUACAGAGCCAUCAGCAAUAUUAUGAGGGAUUGGCACUGUUUUCAGACCUGCCUCAGCAGCCACAACUCUGGGAGGUAAAGGAGGAGGCACAGCCCAUUCCUCUGUCUCUGGAUCAGGGCUACGGUCUGUGUGAAGGAUUUUUCUCCGAGAUGCCUAUGUGGGAAAGGGGAGAGGUGUUUCUUUGAACACAUGCACAGUCAUUGCUGGUCUGCUGACCUGCUGACUUUUGUUUUGCUACAUUAGCAUAAUGAAUGGUUCAAGACACACUGUAUACUUAUUCUUUUUACUUGCUUUGGAUUUUUUUCCCUGAGAAUCUAUGCUAAACCAUUGAUAAUAAUCCUUAUUCUUUUUUUGAAGACUUUUAAAUCAUGGUUGGAUUCAGUAACAUGCUAAUAACAUGCUCUGGAACAUAUCAAAGUAGUGGCAAAUUUUGUGUAGACAAAUCAAGUAAAAUCUAUAUUAAUUUUUAGUUGACUUGAUAUUUUAGAUAUGGUCAUGAUACAUAUAAAUAUGGGAUAUUUUUGCAUCUUAAAAACAUAUAGGAUGGGAAGGAAAUGCAACAAGCCAAAGUGCUUUGCAGAUAUAUUUUCAGAGAUUUUCAAAUAUCCAGCACCAGCACUUUGAGGCAGUGUUUCAUUUCUAUAUAUCAAGCUUGUAAUUUAUUUGAUAAAAUGUGAGAAAAUGCAAUGAAAGAAUUUCUCUUUUUCUUUUUCUUCUUUUUUUUACACUUCAUUUCUUUUUUUUAAAAUAAGCUGUUUUAAAUGCCGUUGUCCUGAUUUUUUUUUAUUAAUUGUUAGGAGCAAUAUCAUGUUAUGGCAAGGACUGUUUUAGAUUUGUAUUUGUAUCGAGUUACCUAACAUGCAACUUGAAUCUAAUUAUAUCAUGUACUUGAAUAAAAGGAUCAAA
Messenger RNA from Silurus meridionalis, 3102 nucleotides. It is a transcript of the gene foxj1b, whose product is annotated as forkhead box J1b. Gene Ontology annotation, biological process: regulation of DNA-templated transcription. Lineage: Eukaryota; Metazoa; Chordata; Actinopteri; Siluriformes; Siluridae. The coding region runs from base 1038 to 2381 and encodes 447 amino acids. Gene Ontology annotation, molecular function: sequence-specific DNA binding; DNA-binding transcription factor activity. The transcript has 3 exons. The record is from RefSeq and is a predicted model, not a curated record.